This is a messenger RNA of Medicago truncatula (barrel medic), 2355 nucleotides long. Its product is annotated as acyl-lipid (9-3)-desaturase. The transcript has a single exon. Bases 776 to 1861 code for a protein of 361 amino acids. Gene Ontology annotation, biological process: lipid metabolic process. Gene Ontology annotation, cellular component: membrane. The record is from RefSeq and is a predicted model, not a curated record. Gene Ontology annotation, molecular function: oxidoreductase activity, acting on paired donors, with oxidation of a pair of donors resulting in the reduction of molecular oxygen to two molecules of water. NCBI's taxonomy places the organism in Eukaryota, Viridiplantae, Streptophyta, Magnoliopsida, Fabales, Fabaceae.
CACCGACGAUUUAUAUGAAUUAAAUUCAAAAUCUUAAGUGAUAUUUAACAAUUGUGCAGACGGAGUGAUAUGCAUGUAUACUAAUACUAGUAGGUAUGAAAUCAUUAAAAAAAUAUCAGGAUCAAACAAACAUUGAGGCUGGAGAUAUUUCGCAUAUUCUAUCAAAGUAAAAUGAAAAAUAUUUUGCAUAGACAUAAUCAUCUUCAUAUAGCAUAUUUUUUAUUUUUUUUGAAGAUCUUCAUAUACCAUAUUAUAAAAGCUAAUCGUGAUACUAGGGUGCAACAGAUUCAAUAUUUUGUUGGGCUCAUACCUUGAGCAUGGCUAAUACUUUAUUUAUUUGUUGCUUUAGAAAUACAGUUCUUUCCCUCGAUCUGUGCCCCAUUUGUUUGCCACUUCUAAUUCCAGUGCAACAAACAUUUCAAAUUUCCAAUGGUGCACAACGUGACUAAUAUUCAUUCAUUCAUUCAUCCAAUCACCCUUAUCUUCUUCGCAGACAACUUGUUUUAUUUCUUUUGAGUUCUAUAUAUAUAGAUUAGAAAAAUAAGUUAGUCUUUCCCUCUAAUUAGAAUGACUUCAAGGAUCAGUCACAAAAAUGUGAAGGCCUGGGGAUUAGAUUAUGACUUCAAGACGAGAGGAGCACUCCUUCGGCCUCCGGAGAGAGUUGUGCGUCGUGCCUAUUUGUCCAUGCACACUACAUUUUCUCUACUUACCUCUACAAAAAGGCUGAAAGCAGCAAACACACCCACACACUAAUCUUCUCUUCUUUCUAUGUACAAUGGCGCGCAAUGAACUGUUGGGAAAACCAACCUACAUUUCACUGCAAGAACUCCAAAAACACAACAAACGUGUCGCCAUUGACGGCAAGAUAUACGACGUCUCUAAAUGGGCCAACCACCAUCCCGGUGGCGAAUUCCCUCUAAUCAGCCUUGCCGGCCAAGAGGUUACUGAAGCAUUCCUUGCUUUCCACCCUCCCACCGCCUACAACCGCCUCAACACCUUCUUCACCGGAAGCUACCUCUGUGACUGCGCCGUCUCUGAUGUGUCCCGUGAUUACCAGAAUCUCUUCUCCGAACUGACCGAGAUGGGGUUCUUCGAAUAUAAAGGAUGUGGUGUUUUACUCAUGAUUUCGUUAAUCAUUGUUAUGCUUUGUGUCAGUGUUUGUGGUGUUUUGUUUUCUGAUAGUUCGUGUGUGUGCGUGUGUUGUGGUGGGUUAAUGGGUUUCUUGUGGAUUCAAAGUGGUUGGAUUAGUCAUGAUUCUUGUCACUAUCAGAUUAUGGCGAACUGUAAUUGGAACUGGUUUGUUCAGAUCCUUUCUGGAAAUUUUCUUUCUAGUAUAAGCAUGGAGUGGUGGAAAUGGAACCACAAUGCACACCACCUUGCUUGUAAUAGUCUUGAUUUUGACCCUGACCUUCAACAUUUACCCUUUUUUGUUGUCUCUUCAAAGUUCUUUACUUCACUCACUUCUUGUUUUCAUGAUAGGAAGAUGAACUUUGAUUCUUUUGCUAGGUUCUUGGUUAGUUACCAACAUUGGAGUUAUUGUCCUGGUAUAUGUUUAGCUAGGUUCAAUUUGUUUGCUCGAUCUUUUUUCUUGCUACUGUCUAAUAGGAAAGUUCCCAAUAGAAAGAUAGAACUUUUGGGUUUGCUUGUGUUUUGGAUUUGGUACCCUUUGUUGGUUUCUUGUUUACCUAAUUGGGGUGAGAGAGUUUUGUUUGUAAUUGCUAGUUUUUCUGUGACUGGUAUUCAACAUGUUCAGUUCACUUUCAAUCAUUUUUCUGCAAGUGUCUAUAUUGGUCAACCAACAUCGCAUGAUUGGUUUGAGAAGCAAACUAGUGGGACUCUUGAUGUCGAGUCUCCUUCUUGAAUGGCCAAUCUACUUAUCAUUCAGACGUUGAGGAAUGCUGCUUUGCAAGCUCGGGAUCUUACUAAACCGAUUCCGAGAAAUUUAGUUUGGGAAGCAGGCGUAACUCAUCCAUACAAAACCGGAGGAUUGUCUCCUCUUAUAAACUCUUCUCAAGAUUCCUAUCUAUCCGAUGUGGGACUAAAUCCCACUCGAGAGUUGGCCGCUAACACACCCCCUCACACUUCAGCCCCCCGGCCCAAUGGGCCUGAAGCAUGGAGAUGCAGGAAGCCCAACGACAUGGACCCGAUAGACUCUCAUGCCAUGAGACGAAUAUCGAGGCGUAACUCAUCCAUACAAAACCGGCUUGUACGGUGAGGAGUGCCUCCUCUUAUAAACUCUUCUCAAGAUUCCUAUCUAUCCGAUGUGGGACUAAAUCCCACCCGAGAGUUGGCCGCUAACAGCUUCCUAAUAUUUUUCUGUCAUUGGCAAUUUGGUAAUCAUUGGCUUUGAGGAAA